UUUUAUCGAGCUAACAUUUUCUUUGCGAUAACUGUCAUUUUUGUUUUCCCGCCCAUUCUCGACACGCCACCACGCGAGCCGUGUCCUCGUGAACGCGCCCCCUCCACCUGACGUAGUGUUCGCGCACGAGCACGCACUCAGUAGGUCCACAAGCUGCGGCGGGCUGGCUGAGCUUCGUGGAACGGUCCCUCUCCCCCGCACACUCAGUCUCUGCGGGGGCAGACAGUUUGUCUCCACCUCCCUUCGCAAGUCUCCUCGGCCACCAGCCGCGAGUCCAACGACGUCGGCGCGUUUUUUUCUUAAACGUCUCCCGACCGAACCGAACCGUCCUUACCCGCGCAUCCCGAUGGCCACCGCCCUCCCCUUCCUGCUGGUGGUCCCCCUUUGACUGAUGGAGCCAAACAGAACGAAAAGACGCGGUCCCGUCCCGCCGAGGGACUGAAAAGUCUUCAUUGUGAAACUAGUUAGCAUUAGCGCUCAUAUGCUAACAAGCGCUCCCAGCCAUGCUGGCCAGUGAGCCCCAAAGCAGCGGACCGGCCGCCUCGGGCGCGUCCUCCCCGUCCGUCGCGCCGCCUCCGCCCCCUUUGCCGCCCCCUCCCCCGCCUCCUCCGUCCCUCACGGUGGCCCACCCCGGCAGAAAGAAGCGUCGGGUGCGCAGCUUCUUCUGGAAGCCCAUCCCCGAGGAGAAAGUCCGUGAGAGACCCAACAUCUGGACGCUGUCGGGGCGGCGGCAGCAGUACCAGAUCGAUGUGCGCUCCGUGGAGGAACUGUUCGGCCAGCAGGAGGAGGCGGGGACGGGCGGCCGGGGACCGCCGUCCGCUUCUGGGACGGCUGCCGGGGUCUCCCGAUCCCGAUCGUUCAAGGAGAGCAGCAAGGAAGAGGUCAGCAUCCUGGACUCCAAGAGGGGAAUGAACAUUGGCAUUUUCCUCAAGCAGUUCAAAAAGUCCAACCGCUGCAUUGUGGAGGACAUAAGGCGAGGACACGGCGGGACGUACGGAGCCCAGCCCCUCAAAGACCUGCUCAAGCUGCUGCCCGACGCGGACGAGAUGAAGAAGCUGCAGGCGUUCCGAGGCAAUCCGGACAAGCUGACGCUGGUGGACUCUUUUAUGUUCAUGCUCAUUCAGGUGCCGAGGUUGGAGGUGCGCAUCGAGGCCAUGGUGCUCGGUGAAGAGUUUGCUCCUUCCUGCGUGCUCAUGAGUCACGACAUUGAUGUGGUACGAGUUGCCAUUAGAGAGUUAAUGGGCUGCGAGGAACUCCACGCCAUUUUGCAUCUGGUGCUGCAGGCAGGAAAUAUUUUGAACGCGGGCGGCUACGCGGGCAACGCCGUGGGCUUCAAAUUAUCGUCGCUGCUCUCAUUGGCCGACACCAAAGCCAACAAGCCGGGGAUGAACCUGCUGCACUUUGUCGCAAUGGAGGCCCAGAAAAAAGACGAGGUGCUCUUAAAAUUUCCGGAAAAACUGAUCCACAUCCAGAGUGCAGCAAGGAUCUCCGUUGAGAACAUGGAGCUGGAGUUCUCAUCUUUGUACGUCCGCAUCCGAACCCUCGACGAAAAGGUGCAGGGAGACCCUGAGUUACUGCAGCAGCUGGAGCCUUUCCUGCAGAGUUCCGGGAAGACGCUUGCAGAUCUGAAGCGUCGUCGCCUGGAGCUUCGCCAAGAAGGCAACGCGCUGGUGGACUUCUUCUGUGAGGACAAGGACGCUUUCAAGCUGGAUGAAGGAUUCCGCAUCUUCAAUGACUUCUGCGUCAAGUUCAAGAAAGCUGUCAAGGACAACGCUGAGCGUGAGCUGAAGGAGGUGGCGAGGCAGCGUCGCCUGAGGGAGCUGGAAGAAAAACGAUUGGCGUGGUCGGUCGAAGAUGGCGGCGGUGGUGGCGCGUUCGCUCGCAGCAGCAGCGAGAACGACGUGGAGACCCUUACCAAUGAAAGCCUCCUGGACUUCUUUCAGGGGAGGUCCAAGAGCCCUCACAGCCCGUCAGGACGCUCAAUCAGUGCCCGCCGCCACCGCUACACCCUGACAUCCAGCGCAGACCGGGAACUCCGCAGCUACCUGGAGCUGUUCGGGGAUAAGUUCAACAGCCUGCCACGGUCAGGCCGUGCCCUCCAGCGCAAAACCGCCCCUUGGAUGGACAACCGAGACCUGACAUCUCCUCACGCUGACACUGAGCCCAUCAGCCCUCUUGCUCGGUUUUCCUCAGCUGGGCUGAAAGCCGAUGAGGACCGAUACAACAACAACAGUAGCUGCACAACUGCGCCUCAAUCAUUUGACGGCCAUAUGAAUGUAAACGUAGAGAAACAUACUUUGGUUCCUGGUCUUCAAGUGUUUCACCUCCAGAGUCCAAAAUUUGUCAACCAGGGCGACGUCCAGGUGAUGGAUCUGGAACAAGACAGGCGACCCCCUUCCGGGACUUUGGAUACGGUUCCAGGAGUAGCAAUCAAUUCUUUGAUACAAGAGGACGAGACUAGUUCAAUUUCCUCGACAACCUGUGACACCCCACUGCCCUCAGACACCCCGUUGUCCAAUAGGAAGCCUGCAUUUUACAUACCAGACUCUACCGAAGCGGACUGCUCAGUCACCCUGGACAUUUCCGAAGCAGACAGCUCAUCCUUUUCGAAAGAGGGACCUCACACUGGAACGCUUGACAAGGACAGGGAGAGCCCUCUCCCGCCAGGAGAGUCGCCAGUACGCAGAAUGAUGGAUGCCGCCUCUUCGACACCGCCAGAGUGGGGAACGGAAAGCUUCAGCACCGCCAUAGUGAAAGAGAAUUUGAGAAGCAGCAGGAAACCAGUACGCACCACAAGCAAGGCGGGAUGCGAAACCGGCAGCGUGGACAGUGAUGAUCCCAACGGGGGCACCAACAGUGGCAGCGGUGAAGUCGCUCCCAGCGGCGGCAUUGGUGAAGUGCGGAAACUAAACUCCAGGGAGAGCCAGAGCAUGCGGAAAGUAGUACCUAUUAGCCGGCUAAAUAGGACAGAUAACAAAAAGAAAGCUGGGACAAUCCUAGAUCGGCCCCUCCGCGAACAAAGCACCCCACCAAAAGGACAACGCGAGACAAACCCCAGACCUCAGCGACACUCCAGUCUACCUCCCGACGACUCCAAAGCCCAGAGAGGAGGCAGUGGCCCCCCAGCUAGCGCAUCAAGAUGCCCAUUUGAUUCCAGUAACGUGAAGAAGACUUCUUCUGUCAAUAAACCAAGCGCCAAACCCUUGAGGAACCUCCCCAAACUGGCACCCGAGGAGAAAAUGUGCCGCUCGACCAUGAGGGCCCUGGCACAGACGCAAGUCUCGAGCAGCUCGCUGUCGGAAAGCGGCAGCUCGCAGGCGCCGGGCACCAAGAGCUCCCCCGAUGUCCCGAGCUUCGCCCGGAACACGGUGGCGUCGUCUUCCCGGACCAAGAAGGAACCGCUUGCGCUGUCCGGCCUGUCCACGCUGUCUCACGUUCCCACCAGCCUCAGUCGACAUGCGUCCGUCAAGCAGACUAGAUUAGCGUCUUCGGUUCCUGGUGGAGAGGAGCGGAUGACCGUGCGGCGGGUGCAGAGCGUCAAGGCGAGCAGUCGCAGCACCUACCGCAGCCGGACGCCGCCUGCCCAGCCUCGGGACGUGGGGACACCCAGCGCGAGUGGUAAUCCCAGCUGGAAGUGAACCGCAAUCAACCGAUGAUGUUUUCUCUAGAGAAUGGGACACUGACUACAUCGACAUUUUCACCGCAGGAACUCAUUCAUUCAUCCAUCUUCCUUACCACUUGAUCCUCACAAGGGUUGCGGGGGGUGCUGGAACCUAUCCCAGCCGUCUCCGGGCAAUAGGCGGGGGACACCCUGAAUUGGUUGCCAGCCAAUCGCAGGGCACACAGAGCUCACACUCACACCUAGGGACAAUUUAGAGUGUUCAAUCAGCCUGCCACGCAUGUUUUUGGAAUGUGGGAGGAAACCGGAGCACCCGGGGAAAACCCACGCAGGCCCAGGGAAAACAUGCAAACUCCACACAGGGAGGCCGGAGCUGGAAUUGAACCCGGUACCUCUGCACUGUGAAGCCGACGCGCUAACCACUGGACUACCGGGCCACCCCCGCAGGAACUCACCGAGGUUAAAUAAAGGAUCGGCCAUUUUCAGACUCAGAUCCCCAAAAUGACCAAUAAGUCAUUUGAAUAUCUUUGGUGUUAAAAAAUAUAUAUUAUUAUUAUUUGGGGGGGGGGGUGUCAGUCGGCCAGUGUUCUCGAUUAAUUUGAUCAUUUCAGAUUAAUCAUUGCACCUCUCAUUGUAACAUACUCUAAAAUCCCGUUGGUACAAUGCGAGUAUGAAAUCUGAGACCACGCUCCUCUCCAUAGUGGAGUUAGCCCAUUCUAGUUCUCAAUUUUUUUCAUUUAUUGGGCUACAAUAGUGAUGACUUCUAUCAGAAAAAAAUAAUUCUGAUGAGUUCCUGUGGCAGAGACACACCUGUAUUGUUGUACGUGUAAGUCUCCAAUUUUGUUUUUAAAUGUUUAGCAGAACACAGCUAACACGCCGCAUGACGUGGUCAUUACGUGAACAACUGCUUUCACGUUACAGUGUAGCUCAGCUAGAAUACGUCGACAAAACCGUAACCCGUUACGAAACGUCCGCUACGAGUUGUGCCCGUUGGUCGUGUUUUGAGAACGCCUCCGUACCGUCAUGGGGAAGCAUGGCAUGCUAUGACGCUAAUGCUAACCAAGCAUUUAAGACUCAAUGAUGUGAUGGGGGAGUUUGUUAUUAAUGUUAUUAUUUUGUAUUAUUUGCGCGAGAUGGGCGAUUUGACUGUGAAUGUAUCACCUGCUCAUUUAAUAGUAACAACUGUUACUGUGUGUAGCUUUAACUCAGCUGGUCAAAACAUUAGGUACACCAAUUUCUGAAAGGCGCAGCAAAGUGGCCAAUGUCGAUGAUGUUCAUAUUAUUCCGAACAAAUGUGCAUGCGUCCAUAAUGAACGCUAUGUUAUAAAGUUUAGAUUUUGGAUAAAUGAAUAUUGGGGCCUCAUCGGGUUUGGGUUUUUUUCCCCAGAGGAAAAAAAAUGUACUGUUACGAGAAUGAAGUUGUAAAUUUAGAGAGUGAAUGUCAAUCACUAGUCUGACCCAAUUUAUUCUUGUCUUUUACCAAAGAUAUCAUUUUAAUUCUGUAAUGCAAAUAAUCACACUUUUAUUCAAAGUAGAAAAUUCUUUUUUUUUUUUUUUUACAAAAUUAAGACUAAAUACCCUAUGUUCAGAAAUGACUACUAAUCUUAUAAAACUACCAGUUUUUGGAACAAAUUGUUUCUUUUGUUAUUCAUGGUAAAUCUGUUGUAAAAAAUAAAUCUAAAUUUGCCGACCUUAUUCUUCAAACCUUUUCAAUUCAAAUUACAUUUAUGCUUUUUUUUCUCUUGUGAAAUUUAGAUUUUUUGUUGUUAAUUGUUGUACCUUUAUCAGCCUAAUUUAUUCUUGAUAUUGACAUUAUUCUCAUUGAAAAGAAAGAAAAAUAACGUCAUUGCGCGACUACAUUCUUGUAAAAUUCAACAUUUAAUUGACCACUUUUGGAAAAAAAAUGGACCAUCAUCUUUUACUGGUAAAUUUAAGACUUUUUGUAGUCAAUUUAUUCCGCUAAUUUAUUCUUGAACGUGACAAUGUUAUUAUCAUAAAAUGAUAUUUUUUUCCUGGGAUUAUUGUGGCCCAACAUCACAUUUCUUUUACACCUUCAUUCUUAUAAUAUCGCAACUUUUGUUCUUGUGAAAUUUUGACUUGAUUCAACUUUUUUAAACCAAGCGUUGUACAGUUUUUAUUGUUAAAUUAUUAACUAUUGUAAAUUAUGACUUUCUCAUUUAAUUUGACUUUACUGUUACAAAAUCCCACAUUUUUCUUCAAAGAAAUUCUGAAAAUUCACACAAAUUUACAAAUUCAAUUUGUUUUUGUAUUUUGACCUAAUUCCUGUAAAAUUACAGCUUUUUUUUUUUAACUCGGAAUGUUACAACGUUAGCUUGAUAAUAUUUUGACUACUCAUGUAAAACCACAACCUUUUUCUGCCAACAUGACAACUUUAUUCUCGUUUAGUGCUGCCUUAUAUUUUUGACUGUAAUGUUUGAACUUUUCUCAUCAAAUGUUGCCUCUUUUCAUGUUUUUAAUGCUUCUCGAUUUGGGCCUAGCACGGUUUGGUCUUGUUGCCAUUUCCGCUGUUAUCAUUUUGUCAAGCUUGUCUUAUUAUUGACGUAGGCCUCGUGAAGUGCAUUGUGCCAUUGUCUCCAUGGCAACCACACACACACACACACACACACGCACAAACAAAUAGAACAACCUGUUGCCUUAAAGCCUUGUGUAGCUCCAUACUUGCAUAUCAAAAUUGAUCCAUCCAUCUAGCUGCUCUCUGGAAAUACUAUAAAGACAUCAUAUUUUUCUGACUAUUAAAGCUUUAUACACA
Messenger RNA from Hippocampus zosterae (dwarf seahorse), 6389 nucleotides. RefSeq names its product FH2 domain containing 1 (gene fhdc1). The transcript is spliced from 12 exons. The coding region runs from base 504 to 3638 and encodes 1044 amino acids. The record is from RefSeq and is a predicted model, not a curated record. NCBI's taxonomy places the organism in Eukaryota, Metazoa, Chordata, Actinopteri, Syngnathiformes, Syngnathidae.